Iphiclides podalirius (scarce swallowtail) is the source of this 3204-nucleotide messenger RNA. The record is from the annotation of a GenBank genome assembly. Lineage: Eukaryota; Metazoa; Arthropoda; Insecta; Lepidoptera; Papilionidae.
AUGACUUAUAUGUUUGAAUAUCCACAGUUUGUUCGAAUUUCAUUGGAUGAAAAUAAAUUUUAUCCGCAAUAUGGCCUUUACGCCUAUAGUGAAGGCAGAUUCACGGAAAAAGCCAGAAAAAUGUGGUUUGAUGGUAUACCCAUCUUAUAUUUGCCUGGAAAUUCAGGUAGUCACAUGCAAGCUAGAUCAUUGGCCUCAGUUGCUCUUCGCAAAGCAAUAGCCAAUGGUCAUGAAUACCAUUUUGAUUUUUUCACAAUAAGUUAUAAUGAAGAAUUAUCAGGCCUAUAUGGAGGUGUACUUCAAAGGCAAACUGAGUUUGCUGCAGCUUGUGUAUCGAAGAUUUUAAGUUUAUACAAAAGCAAUAGAUAUACCAAGUCUGUACCAACAACUGUUAUACUUGUUGGUCAUUCUAUGGGUGGGUUAAUUGCAAAGCGUCUUCUGGUAUACUAUCCCACACGGAACAUCACUGAAGUGGCAAUAGCAUUGGCAGCUCCAUUGGAUGCACCUGUUUUAAACUUUGAUAUGGAGAUAAACAAUUUCUAUAUGCUAAUGAACAUGGAAUGGAAUUUGUAUAUUGAUAAAAGUGAAGAGUCUCGGAAGAAAAUUUUGAUCAGUAUCGGAAGUGGGCCACGCGACCUUCUAAUACCAGCUGGUUUGACCAGUGACAAUGUCAGCUAUAUCAGUGCUAUGACAACAGCAAUACCUGGAGUUUGGUUAUCACCUGACCAUGUCAGCAUGGUUUGGUGUAAACAAUUAGUGUUGGUGAUAAAUCGUUACCUCUUUGAUAUUGUUGAUUUGCAAACUGAACAAAUAUCCAACAAUAAACAGCUGUUAUUCAGCAAAGCUCGCCAAUACUUUCAGGCAAACCGUUCUAUGACCCUAGACUUGAAUACAAAACGUCCAGAUGCAAUACUGCCAGCGGAUGCAUUCUGGUAUGAAGACAAUCGCAGAAUGUAUCAAAUUAAUAGACCUGAUAUUGACAGGACAACAUUCUUGAUGAUAAGACUGGUCAGUUUUCCGCAGAAUCGGUUUGUCGCUAUCGAAACUGUAAAUGUAAACGAUAAGGAGUGGAUAUUCGGUUGCAAUGCUAAAUACACACACGGCACUUACAGGCAUUGCAAAGAGGCGACCCCCCUGACGGAGUUGAGUCGAUGGAGCGGCGCCGCGAACGAUUCCGGCAGGAGGAAGCUGGCCACUGUGAACCUUCACAGCCUCAUGGACGCCUACCCUGAAUGGACCCACGUCGUGGUGAAAGUCUCGCCCACCAAGAAACCGAUAACACUAAACGUGGACGUAAACGAUCACGCGUCGAGGAGUUUGAAAGUCGUGCUGCCGCUAUUUGGGACGCAGAUGAUAAGCAAAGAGACCGAAAGGAACAGCCUGUACUACGAGCUGGUGCUGGAGGACCUGACGGAGUUGCACCAGGCCUACUUGCUCCACGUGGAGCCGGUCAGCUGUCACGUGGGGCAGUACCACGUGACCGCCGAGGUGCACGUGCCCUGGGCAAAAAACAACGAGUACCAACACUAUUACACACAUUUAAAGCGUUCCCCUAUGAAACUGCGCAUUUUCAAAAGCAACCCCAAUGUCACCCUCGGAUUGGAACCCGUGGAGAAGGUCAAAGUCACUUUGCUUCUGGACCCCAAGUGUACGUUCACGAUAAGCGUAUCGGUUUCGUGGUACCACCGACUGGCGCAGUUCGUUCGGAACUACACGCCGGCCCUGGUGCCCUACGUGGCGGCAGUGGUGCUGCUGGCGGCGAGGAGUAGCAUCAUCCACCUAAAAGACCACGGCACCUGCCCCUCGAUGCACGGCGCCUUGUCGAGCGAAGGCGUCAAGCCGUACUACGCUGUGGUGUUCUCGAGAUUGGGCUCCGUGGUUCUACUAUCGAUGCCCUUCCUGGAGUUUCUAUUCGAGAACGCGAGCUGGAACAACCGAGAACUGCACUACUUCGUGCGCUCGCUGCUGGUGCUGCCGAUGUACAUGGUGGCGGUGGGCUUCGUGAACGUGGCGGCGGCUGCCAUUCUGGCGGUGAUGGUGUUCUGGUCCCAGCUGGCGCACAGGCUGCUGUUCAGGAUCGUGUGGCGGGGUGGUAGCGGGUUAGCGGAGAAAAUGGCGUCGGGCCUACAGAGGGUGCCGAUGGUGGUCAGCGCAGCCCUGGUCUUCACCGCGCCCGUUUCUUGCGGCGCGGCAUCCCUAGUCGCCGGCGCAGCGUUUUACGCGUUCACACUUUCCAAAAUGUACGAAGACUACCUGGAGGAUUGCGUGUACAAAUUGAUGGCAAAGUUGGGCAGCAGAAUAUGUAGACUGUUCAAAUCGAGAAGAGAUGACGAUCAGAGCGGUAUCAAUCCGAUGCCCUCGGAGUCGUCGCGAACCGUAACGAAAGAAAUCAUGCCUAGUAACAGCCGCAGUGACUUGAAAUCUACCAAUAAUCAGAACGAUAAUGACAGACCAUCUGGGAAACCUAACGCAGAAAUACCAGUGUGCCAAUCGUCCACCACAGAAAAUGAAUCCAAAAAGUCCAAACGCAACCACAAAACAGGUGAUGAAGAGACCGAAAUUGACAAGGACUUGAGCAAUCUAAACUUCCAUAUGAUGAUGUUUUCCCUGUGGCUGGUGGUGGCUGUCGUCAAUUUGCCCGCCCUUCUAACAUGGGCAAGGAAUUUCAAGUACAGUAUGGUGCUGAAACCUGACACUUCUUUCCACACUGGACUUGUUAUGUCAAUAUGUUCAGCCUUUGUUUGGCAAUUGGAUGGGCCAAGACGUAACUUGAGGUUCUAUGAAAUGUUAUCAUCUUUAAUGUUCACAAUGGCAUUAUUUGUGUUAGUCUUAGGUGUUUUCUCAUUAUCAAUUGUGAACUAUGGGCUGACGUUAAUAUUUUCAUUAAUAACCAUUCAACAAGUAUGGGAUUUUGAGGAAGAAAAUAAAGGAGGAAAUGUUGAAUCAACCAAAGGUGAGGGAAUUGUUGAACAAAAAUCCAAAAUAAUUGAUGAAAAGCAAUGCAAGGAGGAAAAUGGCAAUGCAGAGUCAGAUCAAGAAACAUCAAAUGAUAAAAGUGAAGAAAAAGAAGAAGGCAGUAACAGAUGUACAGAAGAUGAGAAAAAAGAAGAAACACAAAAAGAUUGUGACAUUUGCAGUGAAAGUAGAAUAUAUAAAGUAUUCAAAAAUCUCAGGGAUAAAUUCAGCUUUAAUAGCACAGCUGAA